AUGGAGCACCUCGUAAGAAAGCACCUCGAAGCACCUGCGGUUACACAAAGCAUCGGAUCGCGUCGACCGGUGCGCGGCAGUGCGCUUCGCGGAGCGCGCAUGAAGGUUGGCUUCACCAGCGCUCGCCGGUUCGCAGCAAACGAAGAGGACCCUAAGAGUACAUUGAUGUUGCCCAUGUUCGCCCCUGUUUUACAGGGGCAAGUCAUUUAUGCGGGAUAUCUAUUCCCACAGGAAAGGAUAGUACAGAAAAGAACGGUAUUGCAGUGGAGCAGUCGCGUUCCGAGGACGCUUACCCCAAGGCAUGCUCGAGGGCGUGCCUGGGAGGUGCGGCCCAUUCAGCAUCGCCCACUAACACGCUCUUCUUUCGCAGCGGCACCAGUAGCUUUCAACCAGCGCUCACUGCGUCGCUCUCUGCACCACGUUGCUCUACAGAGGAAUACUAGCACGAUCUUCGCGGUCGUUUUGCCUGCAUUCCAGUGGAGCGCUGAUGUUACAGACGGCGGGGGUUCGGACCCGCCAGACGCGAGCGCAGAGGCAGCUGCCAUGGGCGCUGCUCAACGGCCACCACAACAGACAAGUCAGCCCACACAGGCCGCGGAGAGUGAUACACAGCGGAGAACGCUGCGAAGUACACCGGUGCCCACCGUGGUGCUCAGCGGGCUAGAUGAUAUCGCGCGUUUGCGACUUUUAGGAACGUUGCUGGAGCAGUUGCUGCAACGAUCGCCGCAGCCGGAGGAGCGCCCGCCGCGCGUGGGCGUGCUUUUGCCGGCAACACUCGCAACUCGGCUGGGACUCGUCUGGGAUGAGGAUGAAGCUGGCUGGCUGGUUAAUGCAUCGCUGUGCACGGAAUCUCUGCCUUCAUCGUUGUGCUCCGCGUUAAUCGGUACCCAUAUCUACUUUGAAGUUCUCGACAACUGUGUGAACCAGGAUGAGCUCGGACCCAAAAUUGACCAGUUGAUGAGACGACGAGCUCGCACGCCAAGAGCUAGUCAGGCGCAAAGCGGGUCCGCGGUACAGAGCGCUGCGGAUCAAACAGUGGAAGCUGCACCCAGCCCUGUGAAUCUGUUUCAGGUCCAGGCAGCGUACGGUGUGGACUACCUCAUCGUCUGCAGCCCUGAAAAAGAGGAGCCAUAUGCCAUCGCCGACAGUCUUGCGCAUGUUGAGUGGCCGCUGCAGCUUCUUGCGCUCGUGAGCGUCAUCGAUGCAGCGGCGGCUGCGGAGGUAUUCGCACCGACGCUGCGACAACAAGAAACGGCGUCUGUCGCGUAUAGCCCUGAGAAUACAGCGCAGACGUCGCCGGCUUCGGAACGCAUCCCAACGACAGCGACGGGUAUAACUGGCGGGACUGGACUGGAAAUCAGCCACAACGACGCUGACCAAGCGCUCGCGACGAGCGAUACCGUGGAGACUUCGCGGGACGGCUCAAGUCCAUCCCGAGGUACGCUGCUGCACGAGAAGAAAACUGCAUCGCGCGUGGAAGCUGGAGAUGUAGGUGCAGGCGACAACGAUGGAGCGUCAGCACGACGGCCACCCGCUAUGGAGCGGGAACGGGGAUCAGCAAGUAACGCACAGGCUGAUAAUUUGGUGCAGCUCCUGGUGGAUCAAAUAGAGUAUGCGAACCUUGUCGUCGUGUACAACCAACAACAAAUGCCUGGUCGGGAGACAGAUGCGGACGUGCGGCCGAUGCGCAAGUCGCAGGACGCAAGUCCUGAUCCCGAGGUCCGUACAGCCCCGACGCCCUCUUUCCAGAACCUACUUCGUUAUCUUCGACUCUUGAACUGCGAGGCUCAGGUGAUUCUCAUGCACGCGAAUACUGAAUGGCCACAAACACUCCUGGAGCGCAUUCUCGAGCGACCGUUUGAUCCGGAGCGGAUGCUCUGGAUGCCGACCUGGCGCCGGGUUCUUGCUUCUUUCGCUGCGACGGAACUGACGAAAACUUCCCAGAAAUACGGUUCCGCAUUGCCAGAGAACAGAGCACAGAGUACGGGAAAAAGUUCAGCAAAGGCUGGACCAUCUGUAGGCACGUCAACAGCGGCUGCAACGCCAGCCACCAGAGCGACGGUACCCGAGACGUCAGCGGCGUCAGCGUCACAGGAGACGACAGCUGCCACCGCAUCCUGGGGCGCUGCCUCCGCACCCGAUGCAGGUUAUGAUCCGGGAAAGGCAGCGGCACCCAAGGGCCCCGGAGCAGCGACCGGAGGCAGUGCCACGCACCCCGCUGCUCCUGCGGUGUCGUCAGCAGCAGGUACCGCGCGACCUAUUUGGGACUCGCGGUUCAGCAACGAGCAAUUCCUCGCGACGCUGUACAGUGGAACGCGACCAUGGGAGCGAGGCUUCAGCACGGAAACCGUGCGACCCGAGACGAGUUUUCUUUACAGAGCGAACCGUCCUUUUCAUCCGCGUCGCCUAUUUGACAAGAUCAGUGACAUUAGCACCUUCCACGGUGUCUUGCGCUCUGUCGGAAAACUAUGGUUAGCAAAUCGGAUGGACAGUUUUCUCGAAUGGAGCCAGGUCGGAAACAAUAUAACCCUGAAACGUGGGCAAAGAUUUCUCGUUACCCUACCGCUGGAACAGUGGCCAAGCGCCCCGAACUCGCAAGAUAGAAUGCGACCGCUGCAAUGGGAUGAGCGCUUUGGCGAUCGCUGCAGUGAAAUCGUGUUUCUCGGGGAAGAUCUGGAUGCGAUGCGGAUUCAGAUAGUGUUGGAUGAAUGUCUCCUACGCGACGAAGAGCUCGUCUUUACGGAAGCCUGGAGCGAGUUUGAAGACCCCUUCGAGUCGCUAGUACCGAACACGGACAGCACACGGGCCGGCGGAAAGACCCCGCCAGCCGCUCAACCGCCCUCUUUUGUCGAGCGCCUUUCAUCGCGAGUCGCACCGCCGUGGAUACUCAUCACGGGUGAAGCAAAGCGUUCAGAAGCAAACAGCGAACAGAACGAGCGUAUACUUGUUCCGGGAGAUGUUGAACCACUACCCGCGAAUGAGGGUAUUCUGGCAGUCUGCGGCUUGCCAGGGGCGGGCAAAACCUCGCUGGUUGGAGCGCUGAACGCCCACGAGGACCUGCUGGCGUGGCGACUUGAGCCACCAGGCCCGAGCACUCUGCUGCAACGCCAGCGGCUGGAAGCUGUCAGCGAGGCAGCGCUCGCUAGCCGUCUCGAAUCGCACCCGCGUCCGUUCCGCUUAGCCCUAGAGACGGACGAGCCGCUUGACGGCGUCGAUGCUGUUGUGUGUGCGGUGGAUUGCCUCCGUUUCCGGUCGCAAGACCAUAUCCAGCAGCAGCUUGUCGCCAGUGCGGACACAGUCGUAUUUACCAAGUCGGACGUUGUACCUGCGGAGCGUUUGCAGCAAAUCCUGGAACACGUCUGUGGAUGGAAUCCGCACGCCAGGGUGAUAUGUGCACCCUACGGCCGGCUGCAGCCUGCAGCAAUCUGGGUACGCAGGCGCAAUCGACCUUGGCUGCGUGAAGCAGAAGCGACGACGACGACGACAACAACAACAACAACAGCUCCCACUCAUGAUGCCGAUUCGCGUGUACUGCCGCGCCUCACCGCACAGGCGAUGCAGGACGCUGCACCUGCUGGCGAUGCACACCGUCCAGCGGCUGCGAACAGAGGCAGGCUAUUCCGCCGCCUCCACCUCCAGCGAACAAUGCCAAUCGAUGUGGCAGCUUUCAUGGAUCUUUUGCGGGCUUUAGAACCUUUCACAGAAACGCUUUACGCUGUCGGCAUCAUGCGUCCCGCUAAUGCGCCUAGCCCCCUCCUCCUUACACUGGAUGGUGUUUAUAUGCGCAUAGAGUCGCACGCACCAGCGUCGAUAGCAUCUUCACUAACCAUGGAUUUGGUGUUGUAUGCGGACGGCAUUCAGGCAGAGGAUCUGGGAUCCUUUUUCGAUCGAGUUCACGCGGGAACGCUGACCUCCUAA
Messenger RNA from Cyanidioschyzon merolae strain 10D, 3918 nucleotides. RefSeq lists its product as hypothetical. Lineage: Eukaryota; Rhodophyta; Bangiophyceae; Cyanidiales; Cyanidiaceae. The coding region runs from base 1 to 3918 and encodes 1305 amino acids. The transcript has a single exon. The record is from RefSeq and is a predicted model, not a curated record.